Molecule: messenger RNA, 1932 nt
Organism: Apodemus sylvaticus (European woodmouse)
Lineage: Eukaryota; Metazoa; Chordata; Mammalia; Rodentia; Muridae
Gene: Bhmt
Product: betaine--homocysteine S-methyltransferase
Exons: 8
Coding region: 147-1370 (407 amino acids)
Molecular function (GO): zinc ion binding; betaine-homocysteine S-methyltransferase activity
Source: RefSeq, a predicted model, not a curated record
CCUGCCUGAGGCCGUGUGUUGGACCUGGUCAAGGCUGGGGAACCCUAGCUGCCUUAUAAAGAGACCAGCAGCAGCGGCACGGCAGCACAGACGUUGGCGAGGACCGCUCUGCUCCAGUCCACAACUGUGCUCACUACACGGGAAAGAUGGCACCGGUGGCCGGCAAGAAAGCCAAGAAGGGGAUCUUAGAACGCUUAAGUGCUGGAGAAGUUGUGAUUGGAGAUGGAGGAUUUGUCUUUGCACUGGAAAAGAGGGGCUAUGUAAAGGCUGGACCCUGGACGCCGGAAGCUGCCGUGGAGCACCCCGAGGCAGUCCGCCAGCUUCAUCGGGAGUUCCUCAGAGCCGGGUCGAACGUCAUGCAGACUUUCACUUUCUACGCAAGUGAAGACAAGCUGGAAAACAGAGGGAACUAUGUGGCGGAGAAGAUUUCUGGGCGCAAGGUCAACGAAGCUGCCUGUGACAUCGCACGGCAAGUGGCUGACGAAGGAGACGCUUUGGUGGCAGGAGGCGUGAGCCAGACGCCGUCGUACCUCAGCUGCAAGAGCGAGAUGGAAGUUAAAAAGAUAUUUCACCAACAGCUAGAGGUCUUCAUGAAGAAGAAUGUGGACUUCCUCAUUGCAGAGUAUUUUGAACAUGUUGAAGAAGCCGUGUGGGCAGUGGAAGCCUUGAAGACAUCCGGUAAGCCUGUAGCGGCUACCAUGUGCAUCGGACCAGAAGGAGAUCUGCACGGCGUGUCCCCUGGAGAGUGCGCGGUGCGCCUGGUGAAAGCAGGCGCCUCCAUUGUCGGUGUGAACUGCCACUUCGACCCCAGCACCAGCUUACAGACCGUGAAGCUCAUGAAGGAGGGUCUGGAGGCUGCUCGGCUGAAAGCGUACUUGAUGAGCCAGCCCCUGGCCUACCACACCCCUGACUGUGGCAAACAGGGAUUUAUUGAUCUCCCAGAAUUCCCCUUUGGAUUGGAACCCAGAGUUGCGACCAGAUGGGAUAUUCAAAAAUAUGCCAGAGAGGCCUACAACCUGGGGGUCAGGUACAUCGGCGGCUGCUGCGGGUUUGAGCCCUACCACAUCAGGGCGAUCGCAGAGGAGCUGGCCCCAGAAAGGGGAUUUUUGCCACCGGCUUCAGAAAAACAUGGCAGCUGGGGAAGUGGUUUGGACAUGCACACCAAGCCCUGGAUCAGGGCCAGGGCCAGAAAGGAAUACUGGCAGAAUCUUCGAAUAGCUUCUGGCAGGCCAUACAACCCUUCGAUGUCCAGGCCGGAUGCUUGGGGAGUGACCAAAGGAACAGCCGAGCUGAUGCAGCAGAAGGACGCCACUACUGAGCAGCAGCUGAGGGAGCUCUUCGAAAAACAAAAGUUCAAAUCUGCACAGUAGCCACGGGGCAAUGGCUUGGGGUGAAUUCGCCCAUGUCUGGGCUACAGAUGGAAGUCAGCGUCUGUGCUAAGACCAAGCUACACCUAUGAUUGGCGCUAGCUAGACAAAAUGGAAUCACAAAUAGCAUUUACAGUUACAGAACAGUUUCAGAAAUUUACUUAGAAGCAAAGAAAGGAAAAGUUCACAGUAAAUUCCAAACAGAUUUCCUAAGUACCUCCCAUGUAAUAGGCAUACAGAAGUCACUGCAACAAAGAGAACGUCACCUGGAUGUCAAUCCCAUUUCAAGUAGGAACACAGGACACAAACCACCCUAAGUGUCAUAAUAACUACUCAGGGACUAUACCACAGAUGACACAGCAACCAACUUUAUCUAAGGCACUUCUGGCAAGGGACCCCAAGAUCUUUUGAGCACAGCCCUUAGAAACAUUAUACGCACCAGCCCUGUAAAACUUAACAUAUAACCACAAAGAAGAAAUGACAGAUCCAUUCUGGAAUUUUCUGUUCUGGCUUCUUCCAUUCCAUUCAUUAAUAAAAACAUGCUUGCUGAAAACCUUCAAGAUAA